Molecule: messenger RNA, 2585 nt
Organism: Portunus trituberculatus (swimming crab)
Lineage: Eukaryota; Metazoa; Arthropoda; Malacostraca; Decapoda; Portunidae
Product: heat shock protein HSP 90-alpha
Exons: 6
Coding region: 148-2313 (721 amino acids)
Biological process (GO): protein folding; cellular response to heat; protein stabilization
Cellular component (GO): protein-containing complex; plasma membrane; perinuclear region of cytoplasm
Molecular function (GO): ATP-dependent protein folding chaperone; ATP binding; ATP hydrolysis activity
Source: RefSeq, a predicted model, not a curated record
UGUGGAAGCGGAGGGAUAUUGGUGAGUGCGGGGGAUUUAAAGAGCGCCAGACACCGGCUGCUCUCAGUCAUCACACAGAUCUGAUCGCGAGAGCACGUCGCUCCCUCACAUUCCAAUAGUAGCUUGUACCCGCCGAACAUUCCAAUCAUGCCUGAGGAUGCUGCCAUGGAAGAUGUGGAGACCUUCGCCUUCCAGGCGGAGAUCGCCCAGCUUAUGUCCCUCAUCAUCAACACUUUCUACAGCAACAAAGAAAUCUUCCUGCGAGAGAUAAUCUCCAACAGCUCUGAUGCCCUGGACAAGAUCCGAUACGAGUCCCUCACUGACCCCUCAAAGCUGGAGAGUGGCAAGGAGCUUUUCAUCAAGCUCAUCCCAGACAAGAAUGACCGCACCCUCACCAUCAUUGACAGUGGUAUUGGCAUGACCAAGGCUGACCUGGUGAACAACUUGGGUACCAUCGCCAAGUCUGGCACCAAGGCUUUCAUGGAGGCACUGCAGGCCGGUGCCGACAUCUCCAUGAUUGGUCAGUUCGGCGUGGGCUUCUACUCGGCCUACCUGGUGGCUGACAAGGUCACAGUGGUGUCAAAGAACAACGAUGAUGAGCAGUACGUGUGGGAGUCCUCCGCUGGCGGGUCCUUCACUGUACGCACUGACCAUGGUGAGCCACUGGGCCGAGGUACCAGGAUCACCCUUCACCUGAAGGAAGACCAAACAGAGUACCUUGAGGAGCGCCGUAUCAGGGAGAUUGUCAAGAAGCACUCUCAGUUCAUUGGCUACCCCAUCAGGCUCCUUGUUGAGAAGGAGAGGGAUAAGGAAGUGUCUGAUGAUGAGGAGGAGGAAAAGGAAGAAGAGAAGGAGAAGAAAGAAGAGGAAGAUGAUGACAAGCCAAAGAUUGAGGAUGUAGGUGAAGAUGAAGAUGCAGAUAAGAAGGAUGGUGACAAGAAGAAAAAGAAGACUGUGAAGGAGAAGUACACUGAGGAUGAGGAGCUGAACAAGACCAAGCCCCUCUGGACCCGCAACCCUGAUGACAUCUCCCAGGAGGAGUAUGGAGAGUUCUACAAAUCCCUUACCAAUGACUGGGAGGAUCAUCUAGCAGUCAAGCACUUCAGCGUUGAGGGACAGCUGGAGUUCAGGGCUCUGCUGUUCCUGCCUCGCCGUGCUCCCUUUGACCUCUUUGAAAACCGCAAGCAAAAGAACAAGAUCAAGCUGUACGUGCGUCGUGUCUUCAUCAUGGAGAACUGUGAGGAACUGAUUCCUGAAUACCUUAACUUCCUCAAUGGUGUUGUGGAUUCAGAGGAUCUUCCUCUCAACAUCUCCCGAGAAAUGUUGCAGCAGAACAAGAUCCUUAAGGUCAUCCGCAAGAAUUUGGUAAAGAAGGCCAUGGAGCUUUUCGAGGAGCUGGUGGAGGACAAGGAUAACUACAAGAAGUUCUACGAGAACUUCUCAAAGAACAUCAAGCUGGGUAUCCACGAAGACUCCACCAACCGCAAGAAACUGGCAGAGUUCCUGCGGUACCACACCUCUGCCUCUGGUGAUGAGAUGUCCUCCCUCAAGGACUAUGUGUCCCGUAUGAAGGAGAACCAGAAGCAGAUCUACUACAUCACUGGUGAGAGCCGUGAACAGGUUCACAACUCGGCCUUCGUGGAGAGAGUGAAGAAGCGUGGCUUCGAGGUGGUGUACAUGGUUGAACCCAUUGAUGAGUACUGUGUCCAGCAGCUGAAGGAAUAUGACGGCAAGCAGCUGGUGUCCGUCACCAAGGAGGGUCUGGAACUCCCUGAGGAUGAGGACGAGAAGAAGAAAUUGGAAGAACAGAAGACCAAGUUCGAGAACUUGUGCAAGGUUGUCAAGGACAUCCUAGACAAGCGUGUUGAGAAGGUGGUGGUGAGCAACAGGCUGGUGACCUCGCCAUGCUGCAUUGUCACCUCCCAGUACGGCUGGACCGCAAACAUGGAGCGCAUCAUGAAGGCGCAGGCCCUCAGGGACACCUCCACCAUGGGAUAUAUGGCUGCCAAGAAGCACCUUGAGAUCAACCCAGAUCACAGCAUCAUCGAGACUCUUCGCCAGAAGGCUGAUGCUGACAAGAAUGACAAGUCUGUCAAGGAUCUUGUCAUGUUGCUCUUUGAGAGUGCCCUUCUAUCUUCUGGCUUCACCCUGGAGGACCCUGGUGUCCAUGCUGGCCGUAUCUACAGAAUGAUCAAGCUUGGCCUUGGUAUCGAUGAGGAUGACGCCCCUGCCGAGGACAACACCGAGAGUGUGGAGGAAAUGCCACCCCUGGAGGAUGAAGAGGACACUUCCCGCAUGGAGGAAGUGGACUAAGUGUUAUAGCAGUGCUGGUCACCGCAUACCAAAGCUCAUCCCUAGUUCAUGUUGUUUUCGUUAGACUUGUUUGUCUAAAGGAUAUAAAUUAUUAUUACUAUCGCAUUCCUAGACUGCAAACCUGCAGAUUUUCCUAAUUACAUACAAUCCCAUUCCAUUGUAUCAUCACAUUCCAUUCUACAUAUUUUUGUUGUAUAAACCGGUUAGAUGGUAAGCUAAUUCACAAGUGUAUCAUUUGUGUAAAUAAAGGAGAAUAAAAGUUUUGUAAUAAA